AUGUCUCGCUACAGACCAGUCCAGCCUCAUGGCACCUCUCAGUAUCUUCCAAACCCACCACCUGGCCCUGAUCUUCGCCACUUCGACCCUCACCGAUGUUUCCUGAAGGAUGAGCAUCUCGAACUUGAGGUGCUGGAACGCCUUUCACUGAACCCCGGACCUCAAGUCUUCCGUUGCAAGAUCAUUGCGUUGCCCUCGCCCGAGUAUAUGAACAGCGACACCGACGUGGAGCUUCCCGUCCCACAGACUCAAGUAGUGGCCAAAGUCUUCGACCACAAGCUCUGGCCGGAAUACAACGGCACGCCGAUCAGCAACAUUGAACUGGCUGACGGCGCACUCAGCCGAGAGAGCUACGUUUACCAGCAUCUCUAUCGGAAGAACUUAACCGGACCGCCACACCUCACUGCACAGUACUACGGUACUUGGGCGGUCAGGUUCGCCGUCGGCGAGACUCCCGAACGGCGCGUCCAGUACAAAACCGUGGCUCUCAUCCUCAUGGAGUACGUUGACGGCUACUCCAUUGAGGAUCUCUGCAACCGAGAUGAAUACGGUAAUCUCGUCCCGGACGAUGAGUUGCCGUUGGAAUUUCACCAAUCCGACACGGGACGCCCAGUGCUUCUGGACAUCAACCACGACACGCGGAUGAAGGUUCUCAGGCAGCUCAUCGACGGCAACGUCAGGCACAUGCACACGGGGGUUAUGGAUGGCGAUUAUGAGCCUCGCCAUGUCUACAUCACAAUGCGAGACGGAAUUCGCGAUCUCGACAAGCCUCGGACGGUUCUCCUCGAUCUCAGUCGCGCACGCCUUUGGUCAACGACCAAAUACGUGAAGGAUGCCGCCGAUGGCAUUCACUGCUUGGAGCUCGUCCCGCACCCGAUUCAUCCCUACGAAGUCGUCAGCGCCGCCCCAUUCGACGACUUUGCCGGAUGGUUUCCUCAAGAGUGGUUCGAGGAGACCGUGGACGGAGAUCCCAGCAAAGGAAAGUUUCGGGAAUGGCUGCUCGAGGCUUUUGGCCCUUUGCAGGAGGGUCCAGACUACUCUACCGGCGCAACCGUGGAGAAGGCCAAGGCCGAGAGGGACAGAGCGGACGUCCUGAGCAGGAUGAAGGCAGGCUCUUGA
Messenger RNA from Colletotrichum paranaense, 1119 nucleotides. RefSeq lists its product as uncharacterized. The record is from RefSeq and is a predicted model, not a curated record. Lineage: Eukaryota; Fungi; Ascomycota; Sordariomycetes; Glomerellales; Glomerellaceae. Bases 1 to 1119 code for a protein of 372 amino acids. The transcript has 2 exons.